Telopea speciosissima is the source of this 2606-nucleotide messenger RNA. Its product is annotated as protein transport protein SEC23-like. Gene Ontology annotation, cellular component: endoplasmic reticulum exit site; COPII vesicle coat. Gene Ontology annotation, biological process: COPII-coated vesicle cargo loading; intracellular protein transport; endoplasmic reticulum to Golgi vesicle-mediated transport. Bases 91 to 2379 code for a protein of 762 amino acids. NCBI's taxonomy places the organism in Eukaryota, Viridiplantae, Streptophyta, Magnoliopsida, Proteales, Proteaceae. Gene Ontology annotation, molecular function: GTPase activator activity; zinc ion binding. The record is from RefSeq and is a predicted model, not a curated record. The transcript has 12 exons.
UCUACCGCUCUAGUCACUCUGAAGCUACAGCAGAAGAACAAGAACUCCUCAGAAAUUCUCCCUCUCUGUCUUUCUCUGAUUCUUUCACUAAUGGCUGAAUUUCUAGACCUUGAGGCUCAAGACGGUGUUCGGAUGCCAUGGAACGUAUUUCCAGGAACGAAGCAAGAAACAACUCACUGCGUCGUCCCUGUCUCUGCGAUCUACACAGUCUUAAAGCCCUUCGCUAACAUGCCCGUCCUUCCUUACCCUCCCCUUCGUUGCCGCACCUGCAGAUCGAUUCUAAAUCCUUUCUGCAUCGUCGAUUACCUCGUAAAGAUCUGGAUAUGCCCUUUCUGCUUCCAACGCAAUCACUUUCCUCCUCACUACGCUUCGAUCUCCGAAGACAAUCUUCCUGCAGAGCUCUUUGCUCAGUAUACGACGAUCGAGUACGAGACUUCCACGGACAAAUCGACUGUUCCUCCUGUUUUCCUUUUUGUCGUCGAUACUUGCAUUAUCGAGGAAGAGCUAGGGUACUUGAAGACUGCUUUGUCUCAAGCAAUUGAUCUCUUACCAGAUAAAUCGCUUGUUGGGUUCAUUACGUUUGGGACUUAUGUCCAUGUUCAUGAACUUGGGUCCGGGUUGAUCCCGAAGACUUAUGUCUUCAGGGGAUCAAAGGAGAUAUCCAAGGACCAGAUUCUAGAACAGAUGAAUUUCUUCGCGAAGAGGCCGAAGCCUAGUGCUGGGGUAAUUGCUGGUGUCAGGGAUGGGCUUUCUGCCGAGAGUAUCCGGCGCUUCCUCUUGCCUGCUUCGGAUUGUGAAUUUGCAUUAAAUUCGGUGUUGGAGGAGCUUCAGAAAGAUCCUUGGCCGGUGCCAGCUGAUCAGAGGGCAACAAGGUGCACUAGCACGGCAUUAAGUGUGGCUGCCAGUUUGUUGGGGGCUUGUGUUCCUGGUUCUGGAGCUAGAAUUAUGACCUUCAUUGGUGGGCCAUCAACGGAAGGGGCAGCUGCUAUUGUAUCCAAGAGUUUAUCUGAACCGAUUCGUUCCCACAAGGACCUUGAUAAAGAUUCUGCUCCCUACUAUAUUAAAGCAGUAAAGUUUUAUGAGGGGCUUUCGAAGCAGCUUGUAAAUCAAGGACAUGUGCUAGAUUUGUUUGCAUGUGCUCUUGACCAGGUGGGCGUGGCUGAACUUAAAGUUGCAGUUGAAAGAACUGGGGGCCUUGUUGUGCUUGCAGAAAGUUUUGGGCAUUCUGUUUUCAAGGAUUCUCUGAAACGUAUUUUCCAGUCAAGUGACUAUGAUCUGAGCCUCUCAUUCAAUGGAAUAUUUGAAGUAAGCUGCUCAAAGGAUAUCAGAGUUCAGGGCGUUCUGGGUCCUUGUGCAUCUCUCGAAAAGAAAGGUCCUUUAUGCUCUGAAACAGUUGUUGGUCAGGGAAACACCAGCGCUUGGAAGAUGUGUGGCCUUGACAAAGCUACCACUUUAUGUUUGGUAUUUGAGAUUGUUAAAAAGGAAACUCCAGAACCUAUUGGUCCAUCUACAAGCAAUCAGUUUUACCUCCAAUUUUUAACUUAUUAUCAGCACACUAAUGGUCAAAUGAGACUUCGUGCUACAACACUUGCCAGAAGAUGGGUUGAUGGACCUGGCAGCAUACAAGAGUUAAUUGCUGGAUUUGACCAAGAAGCGGCUGCAGUAGUAAUGGCACGUCUAGUUUCUUUCAAAAUGGAAUCUGAGACAGAGUUUGAUCCUAUCAGGUGGCUAGAUAGAUCAUUGAUACGUCUAUGUGCUAGGUUUGGUGAUUACCAGAAAGAUAGUCCGUCUUCUUUCAGCUUAUCUCCCAGGUUGUCAAUAUUUCCACAGUUAAUGUUUCAUUUGCGACGUUCUCAGUUUGUUCAGGUCUUUAACAAUAGCCCAGAUGAAACUGCUAAUUUCAGAAUGAUCCUAAACAGGGAAAAUGUUGCGAAUUCAGUUGUUAUGAUACAGCCCUCAUUAAUAUCUUACUCCUUCCAUUUGGGUCCAGAACCAGUGCUCCUUGAUGUGGCUGCAAUUGCUGCUGACAGGAUCCUACUUUUGGAUGCCUAUUUUACUGUUGUUGUGUUUCAUGGGAUGACUAUUGCUCAGUGGCGAAAUGCUGGAUACCAAAAUCAGAAAGAACAUGAGGUAUUUGCCCAGUUGCUGGGAGCUCCUCGUGAUGAUGCAGAAUUGAUACUAACGGAACGUUUUCCAGUGCCUCGCAUGGUCAUUUGUGAUCAACAUGGCUCUCAGGCCCGCUUUCUGUUGGCAAAAUUGAAUCCCUCAACCACAUACAGCUCCAGCUCUGCUUCACUAGGAGGGGAUGUAAUCUUCACGGAUGAUGUCAGCUUCGAAGUAUUCUUGGAUCAUCUCCAAAGGCUGGCAGUUCAACAAUAAUUUUGGUACAAAGCGGUCUAGGUCUGUAAAAAUUCGUCUUAAUUCCUUGUACAGUAAGUUGGAGAAUCAUGCUUCUUGCUUUGCCUGCACUCUGUAAUUUUCAUAAUUCCACUUUAGUGUAGUUUCUGGGCUCCCGGUGUUUGUUCAAAGACUUGCUUAUGUUGGAAACUUACGCCCUCCAUUCUCAAUAUUCAUUUCCUUUAAUUAUUAGUUCUUUGGUGCCAUAA